Cyprinodon tularosa is the source of this 969-nucleotide messenger RNA. RefSeq names its product cadherin-23-like. Gene Ontology annotation, molecular function: calcium ion binding. The transcript is spliced from 9 exons. The record is from RefSeq and is a predicted model, not a curated record. Gene Ontology annotation, cellular component: plasma membrane. Bases 1 to 969 code for a protein of 322 amino acids. Gene Ontology annotation, biological process: homophilic cell-cell adhesion. NCBI's taxonomy places the organism in Eukaryota, Metazoa, Chordata, Actinopteri, Cyprinodontiformes, Cyprinodontidae.
AUGGCGCUGGUCGGACGCAUCAAACUGGAAGGAGAACUCUCUUGUUUGCACAUGUGCAGUGCUCAAGUUUCUGGUUCUUCCGUUGCUCAGCUUAAAGCUACGGAUCCUGAGGGGGAGCCGCUCAUUUACGGGGUUUCAGGAGAAGAAGCCAUGCGGUAUUUUUCUGUGAACAAGGACACCGGUGUGGUCUGGCUUCGACAGCAGCUCGACCGAGAGACCAAGUCAGAAAUGCAGGUCGAGUUCUACGUGAGUGACAUUCAAGAGGUGGUAAAAGAUACAGUAAAUAUUCAGAUUGGAGACGUGAAUGAUAAUGCACCAAACUUCCAUGGGCAGCCCUACACUGUUCGUAUACCAGAGAGCACAGCGGUGGGAACAUCAAUAUUCAUGGUGAACGCCACAGAUCCAGACCAAGGCACAGGGGGCAGCAUUCUCUUCUCGUUCCAGCCACCUUCUCCCUUCUUUGCUAUAGACGGAGCCAGAGGUACCGUCACCGUCACCAGACCGCUGGACUACGAAAGAACAUCUGCCUACCAGCUCACAGUGAACGCUACGGACCAAGACAAAUUAAGACCUCUGUCCCGGCUUGCAAACAUGGCUAUUACCAUCACUGACGUCCAGGACAUGGACCCUGUUUUCACCAAUCUACCCUACAGUACCAACAUAGAAGAGGGCGUUUCUCUGGUUAGUACAAUUAUCCAAAUAAGCAAUGCCUCAAUUUACCACGGUCCGUUGUUGCCCACUGCCCAGCAUCAGUGCUUUCUGUGCUGGUUGCUCUACAAGAAAGUAAUGCCGAAUCCGACUGUCAUCCAGACGCAGCUCUGGGGCUAUGAAGUGCGGAAGAUCGUAGCCAUUGACCAGGACCGUGGCCAACCCAGAGGAAUUGGCUACACCAUCGUGUCAGCUUCCCCGCUCCUCGCCCCAAGUGUCCUCGGAGAAAGCCGCUCGCUCCUGCGGGACUCGUCUCAUUAG